This is a messenger RNA of Mugil cephalus (flathead mullet), 2220 nucleotides long. RefSeq names its product muscle segment homeobox 2b (gene msx2b). The transcript has 2 exons. Gene Ontology annotation, biological process: embryonic morphogenesis; regulation of transcription by RNA polymerase II. Gene Ontology annotation, cellular component: nucleus. Gene Ontology annotation, molecular function: RNA polymerase II transcription regulatory region sequence-specific DNA binding; DNA-binding transcription factor activity, RNA polymerase II-specific. NCBI's taxonomy places the organism in Eukaryota, Metazoa, Chordata, Actinopteri, Mugiliformes, Mugilidae. The record is from RefSeq and is a predicted model, not a curated record. Bases 470 to 1315 code for a protein of 281 amino acids.
UUCUGGCCGCUUUAUAUUGAAUUUUUCUGCACUUAUUCUGCACAAUUAUUUAGGGAGGCUUAUGAAUAUUUUAGGAAGGAUUCAGCCCCCCUUCUCCCAAAAUUACGACUUACGACGAUCUCAACACAAGGCGGCUUUAAACCUUUACGCUUAAUAACAGUAAAACACAUCAUCAUCAUCAUCAUCAUCAUCAUCAUCAUGCGGGGGCUGUUGCGCUCCUCAAAAACCAGCACAAGCAGCGUCAGUUUCCUACUGUCCCUGAAAGCAGCAUGUGCUCGCUGGUAAACAUUUGGGGCUGCAGUGAUUGGCCAGAGUUGAUCCGCGUCUACUUACUCCCUCAGACUCCUGACAACUCUCCUCACUGAGAGGGAGCUCACCUGGCCGCGCUGCCGCAGCUCCGUGCGCAAGGACGUCGUUUUUUUUUAUUUAUUUAUUUCGUUUCUUCUUUCGCUGGACACCUGGAGGGGACAUGGCCUCCCGGGACACUUUUAACGACUUGGGCUGCAGUUCGUCCGAGGAGGAGAGCAGCCGAGCGGACGCGCCAGAGGGGUCCGGGGAGGAGAAGACGUCUCCGGUGGUGCGUCGGCGCCACCCGUUCAGCGUGGAGGCGCUCAUGUCCGGCAUGAAGACGGAGAGCCGCGGCGGAGACGCAGACUGCUGCUCCGCGAAGGGAAGCUCGGUGCCGGUGUCACCCUCGGGGUUCAGCUCCCUGUUCCUGUGCCGGGAGACGUGCAGCCUCCCCGGGGGGAGCAGGAAGAGUUUGGCGGCUGCGCCUACGUCGCCGGUAAAAUCGGAGGCGUCGGAGUCAGAGGACUGCGCUCCCUGGGUCACCGGCACCGGCGCCUUCUCCACGCAACCCCGUCAUGUCACUCCCGGCUGUCAGCUGAGGAAACACAAGACCAACCGAAAGCCCCGCACGCCCUUCACCACCACCCAGCUCCUGGCUCUGGAGAGGAAGUUCAGGCAGAAGCAGUACCUGUCCAUCGCCGAGCGGGCCGAGUUCUCCUCCUCCCUGACCCUGACGGAGACCCAGGUCAAGAUCUGGUUCCAGAACCGCCGGGCCAAGGCCAAGAGGCUCCAGGAGGCCGAGCUGGAGAAACUCAAGAUGGCCGCCGACGCCAAGACGGCGGCGGUGGCGGCCGUCGCCGCCGGAGCCCUGCACCCGGGCUUUACGUUACCGCUGUCACUGGGCGCCAUGUCACUGUACGGACAGUCGUACUCCGCCUACCACCACCACCACCACCACAGACCCAUGCUGCCUAUAUCUCCUCUAGGACUCUACCCUCUGGGCUACAGCAUGUACCACCUGUCAUAGGAACGGAAAUACCACGGACUCGGUUGAAAUGCGUUUCAAUGUGGAUUCCCCCCCAAAACAAAACAAAAAUAAACGGACACAGAGGACGUGUGCUUUCAAAAAAAUCUAUCUUUAUAAUAUCUCACAUGAAGUGUUAGAAUCUGAGCACUUCAAAUAAAUGUCUAUCACCCCCCCUCCUCCCUCGCCCCCCCAGCAGCAGCAGCAGCAGCAGCGAGGAUUUAAAAGCUUCCUCUCAUGAACCUUUGGACUGUUUACACGAGCCGUCUGCCUGAGGAGGGCUGUUACUGUCCGCCUGUUUAUACUCAUCACUUGUUGUUUACUUCUGCAAUAACUGCGCUGGGCGAGGACGUGCGCCGGCCUCCAGAGCCGCCACUUUUCUACUCCUUCAAGCCUCUCGCCGCUCAUCAGACACGAGCCUCGACGGGGACGAGUCCGAGCGGCGACACACAGGCCGGCGUCCAACAUAUCACUUCAAUCUGCCUCCGUACAAAACCCCUGACAAAACACAUUCAGGUGUGCGACGUCCUCAGAAGUUUCAAACCCUCUCGCCGUCCGUCACACUGAAAACUUUGUAAUAAAAACUUGUUAAUGUUUUAUCUCCCGGAGCAAUAAAAGCCUUAAAACACUUCUUCUUUACAACACAUUUAUAGACAUAUUUAUGCUCUUUGAAAUACGAUGCUGGAAAUGUACGAACACCUCAUAUCUUGUAUUUAUGAUUAUGAGAAUAUGGUACAAAGACUUCUGACCAAACCUUAUAUUUAUAUUGUUCCUGAACGUCCCUUUGAGAGGGCGGCCUCUUUUUGUGCUAAACAGUUUGUACAUAUCUAUUUUUAUUUUUUUUUUGUUUUUUCCAUGUUUUUAUCAUUGAAAUGAACCAAAAACCUAUUAAAAGCCUUUCAGCGUUG